Messenger RNA from Suillus fuscotomentosus, 462 nucleotides. RefSeq lists its product as uncharacterized. The transcript has a single exon. The coding region runs from base 174 to 428 and encodes 84 amino acids. NCBI's taxonomy places the organism in Eukaryota, Fungi, Basidiomycota, Agaricomycetes, Boletales, Suillaceae. The record is from RefSeq and is a predicted model, not a curated record.
ACCAGGUGGUCUGCCGCCGCCGCCGCACGAUGGGGGCAAUUUGAUCAGUCAAGACCAUGUACAUAAUACUGCUUACGUACUAUCUCAACAGACCUCAACAAGAAUAUUUACCGCGAUGAAGACAGCUCAUUGUCAUCAUUGACUUUCAAUAAACCCGGAGAACAGUAGUAUGAAUGCAAUCACCAUCUCUAGCAUUAUUUUCAAUUUUGCACAGACUCGACGUCAGCGGAUUAGCGUGCCACUGCCUGAACGAACCCAAAUUAGAAGGAGUCGUUCUUCAAGCUUCAAUAUUCAAUGAUAGCAUGGAUAUCCUUAUCCUGCCUUUCGAAAUUUCCAUUUGGAAUAGCUUCUGUUCGUGGAUACCACGUUUGUAUCGUGAUAAGGUGAGAUUUACUAUGCUGUGCUCGCGGAUGUACAUGACGAAUUGAUGCAGCUGCGGGUGACGAUACCUCGAAGCGCCGU